This is a messenger RNA of Talaromyces marneffei, 222 nucleotides long. RefSeq lists its product as uncharacterized. Bases 1 to 222 code for a protein of 73 amino acids. The record is from RefSeq and is a predicted model, not a curated record. The transcript has 2 exons. Lineage: Eukaryota; Fungi; Ascomycota; Eurotiomycetes; Eurotiales; Trichocomaceae.
AUGUCUGAUCUAGACUAUAACGAUCUUCUCCCCCAGAUAUCGACCAAUCUCAGUAACACACUGAACACAUGGGGCGCAUCGUCGCAUCAGUAUCAGGCAGUUUUGCAAACACUCAAGGAUCUUCUGCAACGCAUAGAGCAGCGUGAUGCGCAGCUCGUCAAGUCUACGGAGAUAGAUGCUGAUAUGUUGAGUCAGGCGAUGGAGUUUCUGAAAUUGGGAUAG